GAGCACCCUGUCUUGCGUUAUUGCUUUCGUCCGCGGUGCGCGUACCCGAACCGGCUCCUACACACCACACCACAUCACGUCACUCAGACAGAGCCGCGGCGAAGAUGGCGAUGCGAGCAGCGCUUGUCUGUGUGUGUGCAAACUUUCCUAAAACACUGUCACUGCUGCCCCGGGCUGCGCAGAGACCCGCUUACUGGUUGUGGAAGCCAUGUGUUCCACGGACCUUCUCCACCGUCUCCAGACUAUCCUCAGCUCUUAAAUUCACAGACAAGCACGAAUGGGUGCGAGUGGAGGGCGGGACCGGUAUAGUUGGCAUCAGCAAUUUUGCACAGGAAGCUUUAGGGGAUGUGGUAUACUGUGGUCUUCCGGAAGUUGGCACAAAACUAAAGAAAAUGGACGAGUUUGGCGCUUUGGAAAGUGUGAAAGCUGCCAGUGAACUGUACUCUCCACUGACUGGAGAGGUGACUGAAAUAAACACAGCGCUGGCAGACAACCCUGGACUCGUCAACAAAUCCUGCUACAAAGACGGUUGGCUUAUAAAGAUGACGCUUGAUAACCCCAGUGAGUUGGAGGAGCUGUUGGAGGAAGAUGCUUAUGAAAAGUAUAUAAAAUCCAUUGAGGACUGAGGACAGUUUAAGAGGCAGUAAUCCAGUUUCUAGUAGAAGUUCUCUACUAGAACUUUUCCACACUAAACCUCCCCCCUCACCCUGAGCAACUACAGCUGCACACCAGUUAUGGACUCAACGGAAAACUGCAAAUAAAACACAACGUUUUCUAAAUAGACAACAUUGGAAUAUGUAGAGUCUGGCAUAUUUUUCCAUUUAACCUUUAAUUCCAGGGCUGUGACUAUGGAAUUUGCCCCAUCUCUAGGGCUGGUGUUCAGAUCCCAGAGCUGGGAAAGUUAUGAGACACAUGGCUUGACCCAGAAUCUGUCCCAAUUUUCUGUGUGACACCAGCCAAUUCAGGCUAUAAAUCAUACUGUAGCUUUAAUGUGUGUUUACCACAAGUGUUUUUGGAUUCCCUCUUGUACCCUUCAGAUAAGAAAUUGCUUACUAUCUUGCAUACAUUUUGAUAAUUUGUUAUAACAAAUACACUUUUUUUUUUUGUCUCUA
Polyodon spathula (Mississippi paddlefish) is the source of this 1112-nucleotide messenger RNA. RefSeq names its product glycine cleavage system H protein, mitochondrial-like. The coding region runs from base 105 to 626 and encodes 173 amino acids. Gene Ontology annotation, cellular component: mitochondrion; glycine cleavage complex; cytoplasm. The record is from RefSeq and is a predicted model, not a curated record. The transcript has 5 exons. Gene Ontology annotation, biological process: glycine decarboxylation via glycine cleavage system; protein lipoylation. Lineage: Eukaryota; Metazoa; Chordata; Actinopteri; Acipenseriformes; Polyodontidae.